Molecule: messenger RNA, 2595 nt
Organism: Entamoeba invadens IP1
Lineage: Eukaryota; Evosea; Mastigamoebida; Endamoebidae
Product: protein serine/threonine kinase, putative
Exons: 3
Biological process (GO): protein phosphorylation
Molecular function (GO): ATP binding; protein kinase activity
Source: RefSeq, a predicted model, not a curated record
ACGACAUACUCUUGUGAUAAUUGUACCACACCAAAUUGUGAUUUGUGUAAUUACAACAAAAAUUCGUGUAUCAAGUGUAAAGAGGGAUAUAGACAAGAAAAAGACUCCUGUUUGGAAAUCGAAAACUGUUCAUUGAUAUUAGGAAAUCGUUGUUUAAAAUGUCAAAAUGGGUAUUAUAAUAAUAAAAAUAUAUGUAUUACAACUGAAUUUUGUUUGAUUUACGCAUCUGGGAAUUAUAAUCAAUGUCUGAUAUGCAAAUCUAGAAAUAUCAACAACAAUGGCACAUGUAAACCAGUUGAUGAAAAUCAACAGAAUUACAGUGCUUUACACAUCACUUCAUGCAAACAGGGGUAUAUUCAGAACGACAAAAUUAAUGUUUUUAGUAAUAGUUUAUUCUGUGAAAGUGCUCAUGCAACAAAAUGCGAUUCUGUGAGUACAAUAAACUCCAACGGGACGUGUGUAAAAAAUACAUGCAAUCCUCCAAAUGAUACAAAUGGAAAAUGUACAAGUGAGGUAACAAAUUGCAUAUUUAUAACAAACGGGAAGUGCAAAGAAUGUCAUUAUCCAUAUGUAUUAUCAAGCAACAAGUGUUUAAUAACAAGUGACGAUGAGUUUUGUUACAUAUCAGAUAAAUAUGGGUGUGUGCGUUGUAAAGACAAUUAUUAUCUUGAAAGUUCAACAAAAAGUUGUGUAAAAUGUGAUGAAAUUUGUUUGACUUGUAUGGACACGUCGACUACAUGUUUAAGUUGUAAAAGUGGCUAUUAUUUAAAUAAUAAUACGUGUUCAACAACAGCCGAAUAUAUUAAUAAAUGUUUAUUACUGACAAAUUCUGGUGGGUGUGUUGUUUGUAAUGACAGAUAUUAUAGAGUGGGACUUAAGUGUUAUGAUUGUGAUUUAAAGUGUGCAACAUGUAACAUAAAUACAACGUGUUUGACUUGCAAUGUAACAAAUUAUAAAACGACGAGUGGCGAUUGUCUUCCACAAAGUAGUAUUAAUGGGUGUCAAGUCGAAGUGACCAAAAACGGUUGUUCAAAGUGUUUAGAUGGGUAUUUUACUCUCAAUCAAAAUGAAUGUUCCAAGUGUGAUUUGAGCUGUAAAACAUGUUCGUCGACAUUUAAAUGUACUUCAUGUGCUUCAUCUCAAGUUUUAAUUUCAACUGAAAUAUGUGUUGGUCUUUCUGAUAUAUCGAAGUGUCUUGAAAUUACUCAUUCACAUUGUUCUAAAUGUUCAUUCUGGAAUUCGCCAAGUGUCGAUGGCACUUAUUGUCACUCUAAAGCAGUUUGGUGGGUUAUUAUAAUAUCCUUUCUUUUUAUCAUUUUUAUAAUAACACUUUUAAUAGGACUAACAGUGUUAUUAACAAAGAAAAUCAUGUUGAUAAUUCAUCAUAAAAAUAUCGAAAAAGUGACUGCUGUUUUUGAGAUAAAAAAGUCGAAUAUUCAUUUUAUUUCUCUUCAAGGGGGAAUUGGUGUGUCUUCAAAUAUAAUCAACUUUAAUUCCGAAUUUGAAGAAAUUCCAGUUGAAAAGGAAACAAGAGAACUCUUCUGUGUUUCAAACUCAAAUAGAAAUGUUGUCAAAAUCCAAUUUUCGUUAUUUUCUAAAAUUGAUAAAUUUUCAGUUAGAAUAGAGCCCGAAAUAAUUACACUGAAGCGUGGGUAUGCUUGUGAAUUUGAAAUAUUUUUGACUCCACGAUGUACGUGUAAGAUACAUGAAACCCUUUGUAUAGUCUCCAAAUCGCUCAAAACAAGUGAAGAGAAGUACAACAAUGUCACUUUAAUGGGCAUUACAGUUCAGACAACAAGAAUUGAUUAUGAUGAAUUAAUCGAACAUCAAAAAUUGGGUGAAGGUUCAUUUGGGAUAGUAUACAAAGGAAGUUACAGAGGAAAUACAGAAGAUGGACUUGUUGAAUUUGAGAAGGAAGUUUCAAUGUUGGACAAAUUCAAAAGUGAAUAUAUUGUCCACUUUUAUGGCGCUGUAUUUGUACCAAAUAAGAUAUGUAUGGUCACUGAAUUUGCUCAAUUUGGAAGUCUACAAGAUUUGAUGAAACACAAAACUUCAAGUGAAAUUGACAUAAAAAUACGACUCAAAUUCAUGUUGGAUGGAGCAAGAGGUAUUGAGUAUUUACACACAAAUGGGAUAUUACACAGAGAUAUCAAACCAGACAACUUCUUGAUUAUUUCAAUUGACUUAAAUGACAAAGUGAACACAAAACUGACUGAUUUUGGAGCAUCAAGAAAUAUUAAUUUAAUGAUGACUAACAUGACAUUCACAAAGGGAAUUGGAACACCAAAGUACAUGGCUCCUGAAGUAUUAAAGAAAGAGAAGUACAAAAAAGCUGCAGAUGUGUACUCGUUUGCUGUGACUAUGUUUGAGUGUAUGAUAUGGGGUAAUGCAUUUUUAAAAGAAUCGUUUCCGUAUGCUUGGGAUAUUGUGGAUUUCGUUGUUAACGGAAAACGACACAAAAAGCCUCAAGGAUUAAACGAUGAUAUUUUUGAACUGAUUAAUAAAGCGUGGUGUGAUGAUCUAAUAAAUAGAACAGAUAUAUCAAAUAUUGUUAAAUCUUUGAAUGAAUUUAUUAAAAGGGAACUUUAUAACUGA